ACACGAUAACGCUUUUGGGAAACAGUGUUCUGGGAAUUAAGUGGCUAUUUCAUUUCUGCCAGUUGGAAGGUCAAAUCCAUACGGUAAUCGCUCGUGUGAUCGCAACUGCCGUCUUUUUAGUGUCUCUUUUUCUGUCAAUUUAAUGGUCGUUCACCAAAUUGACAUGGCACACUUUUAGAGAAGACCUGAUACAAGUUAUUAGAUUAUAACUUGUAGAGUUAUUAAAUUAUAUUAGAUUAGCAACGAAAAUAUUUACUUGCAUUGUAACACGCUGAAAACUAUCCUGAUUUUUCAACGUUGAAGUAUUACUACCGAGCGAUUUACUUGGUCGACUUCCGGGUUUGGUUUGGCGUCGUAAAACAUAAAACUGCAACAGCAACCCUUAACACACAUUACUUAUAUACUUAUGUAUUUAUUUACAGUAUACAGUGUAACAUUUUUGUCAUGGUAUUACAGUGACCGGUGGGGUUCAUUUUAUUUUAUUUUCACAGCGUUGAACCGGAAACUAUUUCGUUAUUUACGCGCCGGCGUGCUCACUGCGCGCAUAUAUUGUUUUUUAAACAACCAGCCUGCAGCUGAAGUCCAGCAAUAAAACCACCCGAAGCCCGUUCAGCCAAGUGACAUAUUUUUAAAGCUAACAUGCCGAAGUCAUUAAAGAAGAGCUGCAGCCGGCAGACCUCCGUCAGCGAGUACUUUACCAGUCUAAAUGGAAUUAACAAGAAGGCUGCUCAACUACAGCUGCCGAGGAGCAAGCAGAAACAUAAUCCUGAUGAAGAUCAGGGGCGACCGAAGAAACGAGCAAGGCGUUCUCCACCAGACCAGCAGCAGGACAAAGAUUUAAUAAGUGAGCCAAGAACCUGUCAAGACAUUAAAGAGACUACACUCACAUUGAGCCAAAAAAUACGUGGCGUCUGCUCCUCCACCUUGGAGAGGUUAAAGGGCUUCACUUGCAGCGCUGAGCCCUUGGCCAAACAUGGCGACGCUCAAAUGGUGGAAGAGGAGACUGAUGGUUCGAGUAGUAACAUCUGUAACAGAAGUAACAGCGCUCGGCCUACUGUAAAUGAGUUGGAUCAACAACUUCAGGAUUUGAAAAAGUCAGAGGAAAAGCGUGAAGAUGAAGAGGAGGAUGGAAAUAAGGAAGGAGAGGAAAAUUCUGAACUCACUGUUAAGAAACAGGUUUUCCUCUUUUCUCAGUUUGCAAAAUCAGACACAGGAGUAGAGAAAGAAAAUACUUCAGAAACAAGAGCUUCAUAUGAGUUGCCUCCAGGUGUCUCCUCCAGGGGCUCUAAAAGCACAUACACCCCCCUGGAGCAGCAGGUCAUGGAGCUGAAAAAGCAACACAAAGAUGCCCUGUUGGCUGUGGAGUGUGGUUACAAGUACAGGUUCUUUGGGGAAGAUGCAGAGAUCGCUGCAAAGGAGCUCAAUAUCACAUGUCACCAGGAUCAUAACUUCAUGACAUGCAGCAUCCCCACACACAGACUGUUUGUUCAUCUCAGACGCUUGGUGUCCCAUGGACACAAGGUCGGCGUUGUAAAGCAGACAGAGACAUCUGCAAUCAAAGCUUCAGGCGCUGGGAAAAACACGCUGUUUAGUCGGAAGCUGACUGGUCUGUACACCAAGUCCACUCUGGUGGGAGAAGAUGUAAACCCAGUCUGCAGACUGGUAGAUGGGAAUGAAGGAACUACUGAUGAUGUGGUGACAGACUCUCCAGACAGCUUUUUACUGUGUAUCAGUGAAAAGUGGAAUAAACUGAAGAAGGAGCUGAGUGUGGGACUGGUGGCAGUUCAGCCCAGCACAGGCGAUGUGUUGGUGGACAGUUUCGUGGACGGUCACUCUCGCUCCGAACUGGAAGCCCGGGUCCUGAAAAUCAACCCGGUGGAGAUCCUGGUUCCUUCUAACCUCUCAGAAGAAACACACAGAUUUCUACACAGCAUCAGCAAUGACAGUGCUCAUGCCGACGACCGAGUCCGAGUGGAAAAGAGGGACCCGGAUCAGUUUGAGUUUGCCUCUGCAAUGAGCACGAUCACUGAGUUUUACAGCAACAAGUCGAAAGGUUCUCAGUCCCUGUCGAGCGUGGCAUCCUUGGAGAGCGCUGUUGUCUGCUGUCUGGGGCCGCUCAUCCAGUACCUCCAAGAAUUUAACUUGGAGAGAGUUCUUAAAAGUGAAAGCUCAUUUCAACGUUUCUCCACUGUGUCAGAGUGUAUGAACCUCAGUGCUACCACUCUCAGGAACCUGGAAAUCCUCAGGAAUCAGACAGACGGGGGCUUGAAGGGCAGUUUGCUGUGGGUGAUGGACCACACUUCUACUUCAUUUGGGAGGAGACUGUUGAGGAAGUGGGUGAUCCAGCCACUCACAAAUGUCCAAACCAUCUCAGAGCGACAGGAUGCUGUGCAAGAGAUAUUGCAGUCAGACAGUGUGACAUUAAACUCUGCCAGAUCCCUGCUCUCACAUUUACCCGACCUGGAGCGAGGCAUCUGCAGCAUAUACCAUAAAAAGUCUUCUACACAGGAGUUUUACCUCAUCACCAGCAGCCUUUGUCGCAUAGCUCUGGAGCUUCAGGCCUUAGUACCAGCCAUCCAAUCACAGAUCAGCUCCAGGCUGCUCCGGGAGCUUUUAUUGGACAUUCCCAACCUGCUCUCUCCGGCUCACGGCUUUCUUAAGGUGCUCGAUAAAAAUGGAGCCAAGUCGGGGAAUAAGAGCGAACUGUUCUCAGAUCUGGCUGGUUUUCCUGUGCUACGGGAACGGAGGGAGCAGAUAGAGAACGUCUUCAGUGAGGUUCAGGAACACCUGAAAGAAAUCAGAAAGAUUCUGAAGACCCCCACACUUGACUAUAAAACUGUCUCUGGGCAAGAGUUUCUGAUUGAGUUGAAGAAUUCACAGACAUCCUCUGUUCCACGCGACUGGGUCAAACUCAACAGCACCAAGGCAGUCAGCAGGUUUCAUACUCCAUUCUUGGCGAAGUGCUACAGGACACUUCAGCAGCUCCGAGAGCAGACGCUGCUGGACAGCCAGAGAGAGUGGAUCAACUUUCUUGAUCAGUUUGGGGAGCACUAUCACACCAUGAAAAGGGCUAUUAGUCACCUAGCAACCAUGGACUGUCUCUUCUCAUUGGCUGAUGUUGCUAAACAAGGGAACUAUUGCAGACCAGAACUGUGUGAAAAUCAGCGUCAGAUCGUGAUCAGAGAGGGCAGACAUCCUGCCAUUGAUUUACUGAUGGGAGCGCACAACCAGUACGUGCCCAACCACACAGAACUACAGGGUGAUGGCAGGAGAACUAUGAUAAUUACUGGUCCUAAUAUGGGGGGUAAAAGCUCCUACAUUCGUCAGGUGGCUCUCAUCUGUGUCAUGGCUCACAUGGGCUCGUAUGUCCCGGCCUGUGAAACCCGCCUGGGCAUCAUGGAUGGCAUUUACACCAGGAUGGGAGCUGCAGACAACAUCUACAAAGGCCGCAGCACAUUCAUGGAAGAGCUGACUGAAGCCUCUGAGAUCAUUUGUAAUGCUACAGAACGUUCGUUGGUCAUCCUCGAUGAGCUGGGGCGGGGCACAAGCACCCAUGAUGGGAUCGCCAUCGCCUACGCCACCCUGGAGUACUUCAUCAGUCGUGACGAAUGGUGCAAUUUUCUACACAAGCAGAUAGUACUGCACAGACAGAGUGGAGUGCACCAGAUCCCUGGUUUAUACUUUAACUAAUAAAACACUUUGGAGCUCACUUUUGUCUUCACAUUAACAGCUGAAUUUUCCGGAAGACUAUUAUUCCACGUAGGCGUAAGUGGUCGGAUGUGCUCCAGCUCAUGAACGACGCUUUUGCAAAAUAUCCACGUGCACAGCAAACCCGAAUAUUCAGGAUGUUUGUUCUCUCAGAGAGAUUAUCUUUAAUACCACAACUGUUAUUGAAAUAUGUUUGUUUCACAUGUAAGUAGAAGAGAACGUAAGAGUAAGAAUUGACACUUGGACUUGAUAAGACAGCCGUACAUAAGCCGUUGAUAAGCUAACCCUAGGUUUCCUCUAUGUGUACCUGUUUGCUCCCACCACCUGACAACAGCUCCAGAAUACAAUAUAAAAUAAAUAUGGAUUGUAGACGGGGGAGUGAGAAUCCACAUGCUAAGCAGAGAGAAUGUGCAUCUGGCAAAGAAAGAGAGAAAUGUUGUGUGCAAUACAAAUUCAAAAACCUUGUCGUAACCAAUUCUGCAAUGCACCAAAUCAAAUGUAAGCUAAAAAGGUCAGGCUACGUAAUAAUACACCAGUGCUGCGUGAAUACAUACAUCAAGCAGGUGUUUGAUGCCUGUUAUUCUGUGGAGAAGAAUGUGCUUAUUAUGUGUGAGUAGCCAAUGAUGGUGCUGUAUCUGCUGGAUUUCAGCUGAAUGCGAGUAAAAUGACAGAAAUGGUACGUUUAUUUUAAUGGGCCGUCAACGUGGGCGACUUUUCUCCCGGUCUGACAGUCAGAGUGACAUACAACAGAACAGCUUGACACACAGACACACAGACAAAAAAAAAGUUAAACACCACAAAUAUUGUGUGGCACAAAAAUAAAUUGAUUGUUAAAUCAAUUUAUUUGGUGUUUCUUGUUCUUGUUCAUGUUGUAUAUUGACAUAAGUUAACACUUACUUAACAGUAAAGUUGUAACCUGUUAAGAAGUAACACAUUUCAUGUAGGAUUUCUAGUAAAAUACUAUGGAUUUGAUGAUACUGAGUUGACAGUUGGUCUGACUGGAACAAAAACAACAGCACUCAGUUUUUCAAAGGUGUAUUUGUUACUCAAGUGAAGAUGUUAAUACAUAUUAAAAUAUUUGUCAUGACUGAAUUGAAACACCCAGGCAACGUUUCUUAUUUUAGUCUCGUGUUAGCAGCCUUCCCAGUUUAGCAUCUUUGCAAUGGCAAAUCUUGUAAAACUUACAGUAUUAUAUACUGUAUGUACUGUUGAAGCCAGUAGAUAUUUUUCCUCUGUUGUCUUUUCAUGUCAUUUUGUCUUUUUUCAUCUACAGACAAGCUUUAAACAUCCAGACUGGUGAAGAUUAUGUGAUAGCACUAGUUAUAUGCUAACGAGCUAAUUUCUUGAAGUCAUAUAUGGGUUGUUAACAAUUUAUACAUAAUAGAUCAACAUUUAUAUUUUUACUAAAACGUAAUAAAUGUUUUUUAAACACUGAAUGUGUAACUGUGCCCUAAGCCACAAAUGAAGGAGACUAGCUAACAACUAUGCUACAGUUCCACGUGCACAUACAGGAUGUCAGGAAGGGCCUUGUUGAAGGUGAGAUAUGAACACAAACGGUGUAAAAUAAACUUGGAAUUGCAUUUGUCUAUAAUUGCACACCGAGACACUUUUGACACCAUUGAGUUCACACACUGGUGUUCUGGACACAGUGUUAUUAAAGACAUAUGGUAGGGAUGAGAUGUGGUGCAAUACAGGUGUGCUGUGACACAGGCCAAACAUCUUAUUACGGUACAAGACAGGCAUUAGGGGAGAACAUUGAGGCACAGUGUCAUCAUGUGACAGAUCCGCGUUCUGGGAGAACUGUUAUAUUUGAAACAUCACGUCAUUAGGGUUGAACACACAGCCGGUUCCAUCUGGACCUGACCGCCUUAAAGUUUUUUUAAAGUUCAAAUGCUAUGCUUUAAAAAGCUAUGAUUAUGAUUAAAAUUUGUUCGACGUUUUGCACAGGUCAGGCUUUUAUUUGUUAUAUUUUUCAGUCCUUUUUUCAAGGUUUUGACUGAAUACAAAAUGUACUGUCUAACCAGGUUUUUGCCUUGUGUUACUGUCGAUAAAUGAUCCCCACUGAUCGCCAUUAGAGUGAGAGAUACAGAUUAAAUUAAAAUUUAACAGUCAUUCAUUCAUCUAGGCUCGAUGAGACAACAGAUAUCAAACAAAUGCUCAUCAAUAUCUGUAAAGUAAUGAUUAAUAAAAUAGUAAUGAGUUGUUAAAUAGAGGAAAGGCUGUAUUUAAUAUUGGAGUUUCUAGUCUGAGCAGAAUUCUCAGAUAAAUAGACUGGCCAUGAAGACUUCUGUAGUCGUUGUAGUGCAGAUGUUGAACACAUUCAAACAGAAAGACCAGCAGGUCUGUUUCCUGGCUUAAACAGAUGUGGAUUUUGACUUUGUGUGGGAUUGUCAGAGUGAAUACAUGUGGCUUUACGUGGCCAUGUGAUGACCUAAUGACCUUUUGUCCAAGGCCAGCUGGGAUUGACUGCAGCUUCCUCUGUGACCCAUAACAAGAUAAAGUACCAAUACAGCACAUGUUUUAAAGUUACACAAACACAUGCAUGUUUACCCAAAGUAUAAAAGAGAGAGAGAGAGAGAGAGAGACAUAUGCAGUUUGUUAAAAAAAUUCACUCUACAUAUUUGUGAAGUGAGUUUACUCUGGACAUUCAUCUCAUUUUUUUUUUUUGGUCAUGAGAAACAUCAAGCAAACCAUGAAAUAAUGCAGUAGCUAAGAAUACUUUAAACAAUAAACUGAUUAAACCCCAACUAUUUUCUACUAUCUAUUGUUUGUUUAUAUAUAUAUUAUUUAUUUAUUUAUUCAUUUUACCGCCAG
Cynoglossus semilaevis (tongue sole) is the source of this 6522-nucleotide messenger RNA. RefSeq names its product mutS homolog 3 (E. coli) (gene msh3). Gene Ontology annotation, molecular function: ATP binding; ATP-dependent DNA damage sensor activity; mismatched DNA binding. The transcript has 22 exons. Gene Ontology annotation, cellular component: nucleus. NCBI's taxonomy places the organism in Eukaryota, Metazoa, Chordata, Actinopteri, Pleuronectiformes, Cynoglossidae. Gene Ontology annotation, biological process: somatic recombination of immunoglobulin gene segments; mismatch repair; mitotic recombination. The coding region runs from base 640 to 3690 and encodes 1016 amino acids. The record is from RefSeq and is a predicted model, not a curated record.